AUGUCUCUUACUCUCUCCGAAUUUCUCAAUUCGUAUCUCCUCCUCCUCCUCCCCCCCCCAAUCGCAAUCGGUUCUGCUCCUGAUCAACUGGUACACCAACAGGUCCUCGUAGCUGCCAAUUACUCCGGCUCUACUCUGCUCAAAGCUGCCACAUGCAACGUCCUCCAAUUCACAAAAGGAUCCGUAUGGGCCGACGCACAGCUCACGACACAAACACCGGCAUCAGAGGUACCAACCGGUGAUCAGAUUGCCCAGUUACUCUUAUCCGGAUCUCAGAACUAUCAAGACUCAUUCGGUUCAUAUACUGGAUAUGCGUUUGAAGAUGCCAGUCUCCAAGUACAAUCGCAAUCCGUAAGCGGAUCGACCACAACACUGGGAACCGGCAGCCAAAUUCAAACUACUAUUACAACCGAACAACCGCACACAACAUCUACACAAACAAAUGCUUCGCCACCAACAUCAAUACAAACAACCGAAAAUACUCAAACCACAACCACACACAUAGACACGACAAACACGAACGCGAACACACCCGAACACACCAUCGCGUCCACAUACUCAACACCGGCCAUCUCAUCCACACAACAAUCAGCAGCAUCAGCAUACACAACAGCACGAACAUCGACAGCGGCAUUCAGCGUGCAAUCUACUCACACAUCUUCCCAAGCACAAACAAAUACUGGCACCAAUAUCCCAUCCACAACAACUCCGAUCACAUCCAAUUGGGCUUCAACUAUCACUUCCUCACCCACCAUCUCCACACUGGAACCCAGAUCAACCAUAACACCGAGCUAUGCCAGUCCCACUUCAUCCGAAUAUCAAUCCGAGACAUCGUGGACCAAUGCUGUGCAAACCGAGAUCACUACCAACACUGGCACUAUCGCAUCCGGUAGGUCCAACUCCAAUCGCGCCAUCUGCGUUCUUGGUACUUUUCGUUUUCUUUUCAAUCCUGGUUCUCUUCUUUUUGGGUCAUUCUGUCAUGUUUUCUAUGCUUUAGUUUAUGGUUUUCCUUUUUGGCCUCUUUGA
Echinostoma caproni is the source of this 1026-nucleotide messenger RNA. The record is from the annotation of a GenBank genome assembly. Lineage: Eukaryota; Metazoa; Platyhelminthes; Trematoda; Plagiorchiida; Echinostomatidae.